AUGAAGUUGGUAAAGUCUAUGUCCCUAUUUUUCCCAUGAGGUUUCUCUCUCUUUUUCACGCUGUUUCUUCUCUCUUGAUCUCUUCCUUAUCUUGCAGACAUGCCUAAGCAGAGGGCAAGGCUUCCAUUGCCCCCCAUGUCACAUGAUUGACCUUGGCGGAUUUUGCAUUCUCCUUGAGUGCCCUAUAGAUCUAUCUGCUCUUACUGCCUUUGCCCCCAUCAUGGCCACCACAUCUGAAGUUGGGAUGGGUAGUGAUGAGGAAGAAGAGGAAGGAAAGGAAGCCUCCCUAUCAGUGGAUGGCCUGAUAAAUUCUGUUCCGUGGUACAAGACAGUUGGGAGCCUGGGGCUGUGGGAUGUCUCCCUCAUUGAUGUUGUUGUGAUUUCGAGCCCAAUGGGAAUUCUUGGAUUGCCAAUUCUGACACGUAACAGCAAUUUCUCUGCCAAGGUGCUGAGAUGAACUUAAAAAGUUUUACUUUAUCUUUCCUCUUUUGGCAAAUGCUAGUAUAUAGCUUUUGAAAAAAAUAAAAUCGUUGAUUACAUUGCAUUUUUUCUAUCUAGAUUUAUGCGACAGAGGUAACAACAAAGAUCGGACAGCUUAUGAUGGAGGAUCUUGUCACUAUGCAUGAGGAAGCUCUUCAGUUUUUUGGUCCUGGGGAAGAAUUCAAAUAUCCUGAAUGGAUGACAUGGAAUGAAUUGGAAAAAUAUCCCCAGGUUAUAAGAACCAUUGUUAUGGGGAAUGUGGCAGAGGAAUUAGGAUCAUGGUUCCCUCUGUACAGGUACCUGUCUAGCUUCUUGUCACUCAUAUCCCGUCCUUUAUAGUUCAUACUUCAAGUUGUGUUUGUGUUUUUGACGACAGCAAAGCACUCAACAUGCAUUGUGAACCUGCCUGCUUUUAUAUUCUCUGUCUACCCAGAUAUAUCUUCAUUUCUCCACUCUGGCUAUUGUCUACUGGUAGCUGUCGAUAAUCCUAUAUAUUGGUUUCUGGUUUGAUCACUUCCUUUUCAGCUGCAUGACAAGGUAACUAAAGGAAUGGAAAUAAACAUUGAUGAAUGGAAAUAGUAUUUUUAAUGGGAACAUGGAAAUGGGAAAGAAAUAGCAGAAGGAUCAGCAGAUAAACUUGAUUAAUUGUAAAGGAAGAGAGGAAUAGUAGAUGUUUAAAACUUCAAGAGUUGAUAUUAACAGCGGACAGUGAAAAUACAAACUGUUAUGAAUAUGGAAGGGCUCUAGCUGUAUAGUACCCAUACUUUGUGCCCGCAUAUGUGAGUAAGUGCUAUGCUAUGACCCUCCAAAAUGGUAUAUCUGAGUGAGUGCUAUAAGCUUGCACUUAACGGUGCUUUAGAUACAAAAGAAGAUUUAAGAAACGGUAAUUUUUGACUUUUCAACAAACAACAAGCCUUGCAAGUCGUUUGAGUGAGGUGCUGAGUCAUUGUCAAGCUAAGUUCUAUCACUCUAUAAUAGUUCUUUUGGAAAAAAAAAUAGGGCCUUGCAUGAAACGUCUCAUAACAUUUGCUUUAGCACGUUCGAAUGAAAAUCUGACAGUACUUGAUUUAUUUUAUCUUUAACUAGCAUGGUAAUAUUAUCCUUGUAGAUUUAUUCCUGUACUUUUUUUCACCAACUUGGGAAUUUAUUGAGGGAGAAAAAAUUCCUCAUUUUAUUGUAUUCAUCAUUGAAAAAUAAGGGUUAAGUUAGAAUGCAAGGGCCACUUGAUAAGGGCUGCACAAUCACUUGGUGAAAGAAGAGACAGUCCAUGGAUUUAGGAAAACUUGUGAUGCACCGAUAUCUGUUGCUGUUGUGUGGCUAUGCCUGGUCUUUCCUCACAAGUUACAAAAAUAGAACUCCCAUGCCUCCUCAGGAUUUACCUUGUAGCAGCCAGAUGUUAUUAGAAUUGAAAAGAUGGUUUAGUCAACCGAGUCUCUUUAAUUGCCACCCCAUCUUCAAGCUUCCCAUUGAGAGUAGCAUUAUUCACCUGUAGAUGCUGAUGGUAUCAUCAUGUCUGAAACCUACGUUUUACAUGACUUUGGGGUGUCACUAGUCAUUUCUUGUGUAGUUGUUGGUGACGAAGAUACUGCUGGAUUCCUGCCUGAUGAUUUGCGAGCAGAUGAAGCUAUGGGAACUAAAAUUCGCAGCUUUCAUCACGGGCAGGUCACCAUCUUUUUCAGAUUACGCUAGGUAACUUGUUGGCCACAUCUACUUGGAUGUUUGUCAGAUAAAAUUUGGAGACGAGUGCCAAAACUAUAACCUCGAAUACUCCCAUACAGUUCAGAUCAUUUCCUGUCCGCAUUGCGUAAGAUUUUUUAUUUUCUCCUGGGUAAUGCCUAUUUUCUUCAUGGUCAGAAUGCUAAAUUAAUUUUUUUAUUUAUGCUACAUUUGUAUAACUAGUGUUUCAUUUUCUGCUUCACAACUGUGAGAAAUAUAUUGCUUAUUGAUCCUUUAGAGUUGUUUCUUUUCAUGGGGUUGCACUAAUUAGGUAUUUAUGUCAGCAAAGCAGAAAUUGAUGAAUGUAUUAAGAAAGUUCAAACCGCUAAAUAUGCUGAGGAAUGUUGCUACAACAGCUCUCUUAUCUUCAAGGCCUUCAGUUCAGGCUUAGAAAUAGGUGGUGCGAAUUGGACAAUACACUGCCCAGGAAGCAGUGUUACAUACUUGACAAGCUCAAUAUUCAAAUCUGCUACUGCCAUGGAAUUUAACUACCACGACCUCCAGGGGAAUGAUUUCAUAUUAUUUUCAGAUUUUUCGUCUUUUAAUGAUGCUGGAAUGAGUAAUAGUGAAAAAGAACCAUUAGAUGAACCAUCUUCGAUUGCUGACGUGCCACUGAUCAGGUACCCAAUUUAGUUGCGUGAAGAUAAAUACUUUUUUUGUGAUUUCCAUGUUAUAACUUAAAUGUUUCAAAGCAGGGAAGAUAACAAUAAUGAUGAAGAUAGAGAGGGCUUUGCCGCCAGUGUCGAAAUGCUAGAGGAGCUGGAAAAGAUAAAUUUCAUAUCUUCUUGUGUGGUAGAGACUGCCAAAGGAGGGGGCUCUGUUCUUAUACCCAUAGGACGACUUGGAAUUAUAUUACAACUUUUAGAAGUGAUUUCGCAGGCUCUUGAAGCUUUGGAACUCAAGGUGCUCUAUCCUUUUGACUGAUAUGCAGGUAGUUUCCCUUUGGCUUUUGUUAUUUUUGAAUGAUGAUAAAACAUAGAAUCUCUGUCAGGUAACAUAUACUUUCCAAAAUAGUCUCACAGUUACUACUGCCUCUGUAAUGUGGUUCAUAUUGCUGUGAGUGUCCUUUCAUUCAUAUUCAUUAUAACCACGAUAAAAAUUUGUCUUUUCUGUAAUCCUUUUUUUUGUCUUUCACGAAGUUUCAAUUGUUGACUAGUCAGCCUUGAGCCAGAACAUGAGGAAAUAGCAUCUGAAGUUUUCUCAGUCUGCUUUUAUAUGCCGAAUGAUGUUGCAUUGGGGUAUUUAGAUCUUUUGUUGUUGCCAAUUUCGAUGUAUCUUCCUUACAAGAUUUUUUCCAAAGUAUGUGGGUGCAAUUAAUUCUAUAAAUUUUCAACUAGUUGAUAUGAAAAGGAAUAAUGUAGCUAUCAUUAAAAUCAUCAUGCCUAUGGACCUUUCGGGCUAGUCUCCACAGUUUUCUGUUAAUAAUAGAUAACUAAACUGGGGAUCUUAAGUUAUCAUUUUACUCAAAACUUUGAACUGAAUUGGGAUCAACUCAGCCAUCUCUGAACUGAACUGAAUACGAGGAGGCUAUUUUUUUUCUCUUAUAGUAGGCAGCUGGUUUAGGAUAUUCAGUGUUCUUGUUAUGUCCUUUGGCCUAUGGAUAAAUAGUAUGGGGUCAUAUUUUUCCGAGUGGGGUUCGUUUUAGCUUUUGUGACAUGGUGGUAUUAUGCCAAUAAUGAGUUCCUGUUGUUUUCGUUUCUAUAGAAUCAGUCUCCAUCUCCAUAGUCAAUCUCUUGUUUAUCUAUUAUUUUCAUGUGGGAUAAGUCAAGUUUGGGUCAUUCUUUGUCAACAUAGUUUAAUUUUUUUUCCCUGAUGAAGGUACCAAUGUAUAUUAUCUCUUCUGCUGCUGAAGAAAUGCUUGCCUUGGCCAAUGUUUUCCCAGAAUGGGUUUCCAGUGAACGCCAACAAAAGGUCCAUACUUCUCCUUUUCAUGGUGAAAUGGUCAGACUUGACUUAUAUUGCCUUUUGUUACGCGAUUUUUUGUGGUGUUGACUGCAUGGAGUUCAAUCCUCUCUAUAGUUGUACUCCGGUACGUCGUUGUUCGGCCAUGCAGAGCUUACUAAAGAGAGCAAGCUUCAGUUCUUUCCAGUUAUUCAUUCACCCGAUUUCAUGUAAGUUCCUUCCAUUUCCCUCUCUUAAAAUCUUUAUUUGUUUCUCAUGAUCUCUUCAAGUGUCCAAAGUUGAAUAUGUAAGUAUUCAGAAUGCAUUCCGACCAAAUUCAGGCAGAAACAUGGGGAGUGACUUGUUGGGUCCCUUCCCAUAUCCCCGAGGUUUAUCUGUUGCCUAUCUGUAUCGUAUUUGAAAUCCAUAAGAAAUAGGGUAUAGACUUUUAUGUUUCUUCUUCUUUUCAAAUUUCCGAGCCCCUUUUAUUCCUUGGUAAUUUUUGCACACGACAUCAUGAUUCUUCCAUUUAUAAGGAAGUAUAUUCGUCCAGGUGCCUUUUUCCAUCCUAAUAUGCCAUGUUUAAUCUGCAGUGUUUGAUCUACUAGUUCUGCAUCUGGGUUCGCGUUGUCAGGAUGAUUCCAGCUUUUUUAUGAAAUAUUUAACUGGGCUACAGGAAGGGAUUGAGAAUUUUGUUAGAUAAAUAAUCUGCUUUAAUCCUAUAUCGUAGACAGGUUCAUUAUUGCAUCUGCUCAUCUUAAUUCAUGUUUAUCAGUAUUAUCAUCAAGCCCAGACCUAAAAAUAGAAGCAAUCGGGGUAUCUGUAAUCUGCUACUGAAGAUUUACUCCAUUUAAUAAAAGAGAAACGAAUGAAUACCAGGAAUGGGAAUGAUCGAUGCAUGCAGUAUCAGUUUAGGUGGGUGUUUAUGAUGGAAACAAGGUAUGUUCGAAAAUUAUUAAGACUUGGUUUUAUAUUAAAAUGGGUUUUUAAUAUUCAAACGCCUCAUAUUCACUGUCAUAUCCAUAAAACUUCUCAAAAUAGUAUGAUUUAUAUAGAUGGCGUUACUGCUUGAUCUGUGGCCAUGGUUUACCUGCCUUGAACGAGCCUGAAGCUCUCUCUGUUUGCAGGCAGGCAUGGCAGGAGCCGUGCAUAGUGUUCUCUCCCCAUUGGAGUCUUCGAUUAGGUCCAGCCGUUCACCUGCUUCGCCGAUGGCAUGCUGAUGAGAAUUGUUUGCUCAUUCUGGAGGUAUGAAUGGUUAAAACCUGGUUCAUUUCCCAUGUCUAAUCCGGAAACAUGUAGAUCACUCCAUCGGGCAGCAGCCAGCUUCGAUCCACUGAAGAAGAACUCACUGCAAUGACCAUCUCUUCAAUGACCCCGAUCUGAGAAAACCAUCGAUCUGUAAUCUGAAAUCUGAAAUCUCUCGAUUAGAGCAGGAAGACUAUUCUUUGGCAUGUAAUCUGGGCUUUGCUCUCAUGACUUGCAGAGCGGAGUCGAUGCAGAUGUGGCCCUCUCGCCUUUCAUGCCCAUUGCGAUGAAGGUCCUCCGCUGUUCUUUCCUCUCCGGGUUGCCGUACGUGCUCCCCUCGAAACUCCUGAUCUCCGUCUUUCAUCUUGAUCUCCUGAUCUCCAGACUGAGAAACCAGUCGUCUCUUGUCGACAGCAUCCGGAAGGUGCACCCAUUGUUGGAGUUUCUCAAAUCGAAGCACAUCCUGGUGAGAUACUCUGGCUCUAGGUUUUCACCCAUCUCCAAGCUCGCUGUGCAGAAAAGCUCAGAUCUGUGUCCUCUCCUCUCUUUCAGUUCCCUGAAGAUCUCCGGCCGCAUGUCCCGCUCAGGGAGGGGGCCUCGUUCCUGUAUUACUCGGAGAACAGGACGAUGGCCGCUCCGAACCCUAGCGAUGGCGUCGAGGCCGAUCUGUCCAUCGACUUGGCUCGUCAGCUUCGCCCGAGGAGGAUGCUGCAGGAGACAAUGGCGAUCUCGAGGUUGAAGGGGAAGCUUCAGCUGUCCUACGGGAGGCACCUGCUGGCUCCGACAAAGGCCCCGUCCGAUCUCCCCGCGAAGCGGCUGCUCUGGGGGCCGGUGGACCGGAGCCUGCUGCUCCACUCGUUAGCGGAGAAGGGGAUCAUCGAGAGCUCCGUCGAGCAAGACGAUGGCGGCCGCUGCAGAAUCUUCGUUCAGGAUGGCGACCGCAGAGCCGUCGUAGAAUUGGGGGCGGCGCCGGCGGUGAUCGCCGCCGCCGACGAGCGCCUCGCCGCCCUCCUCCACGAAGCCCUCUGCAGCGCCUCGGACGGAAUUUGA
Messenger RNA from Spirodela intermedia, 6372 nucleotides. NCBI's taxonomy places the organism in Eukaryota, Viridiplantae, Streptophyta, Magnoliopsida, Alismatales, Araceae. The record is from the annotation of a GenBank genome assembly.